This is a messenger RNA of Nematostella vectensis (starlet sea anemone), 792 nucleotides long. RefSeq names its product DNA-directed RNA polymerase II subunit RPB1-like. The coding region runs from base 1 to 792 and encodes 263 amino acids. The transcript is spliced from 2 exons. The record is from RefSeq and is a predicted model, not a curated record. NCBI's taxonomy places the organism in Eukaryota, Metazoa, Cnidaria, Anthozoa, Actiniaria, Edwardsiidae.
AUGGCUGGAGGGUACUACCUUUUACUGAUAGGACCUAUUCUCCUGAAACCUGGUUACACACCUGGCUAUACACCUGGCUACACAUCUGGCUAUACACCUGGCUACACAUCUGGCUAUACACCUGGCUACACAUCUAGCUAUACACCUGGCUAUACACCUGGCUACACACCUGGCUACACAUCUGGCUAUACACCUGGCUACACACCUGGCUAUACACCUUGCUAUACACCUGGCUACACACCUGGCUACACACCUGGCUAUACACCUGGCUACACACCUGGCUAUACAACUGGCUACACACCUGGCUACACACCUGGCUACACACCUGGCUACACACCUGGCUACACACCUGGCUAUACACCUGGCUACACACCUGGCUACACACCUGGCUAUACACCUGACUAUACACCUGACUACAUACCUGGCUAUACACCUGGCUACACACCUGGCUACACACCUGGCUACACACCUGGCUACACACCUGGCUUUACACCUGGCUAUACACCUGACUACACACCUGGCUAUACACCUGGCUACACACCUGGCUAUACACCUGGCUACACACCUGACUAUACACCUGACUACACACCUGGCUACACACCUGGCUACACACCUGACUAUACACCUGACUACACACCUGGCUACACACCUGGCUAUACACCUGGCUACACACCUGACUAUACACCUGACUACACACCUGGCUACACACCUGGCUAUACACCUGGUUACACACCUGGCUAUACACCUGGUUACACACCUGGCUAUACACCUGGCUAUACACCUGCAAUAUGA